AUGAGACCCGCUUACGUUGGCAUCUGCGGUAGCGAUCUGCAUGAAUACACUAGCGGCCCAAUCUUGAUACCGGAAACUCCACAUAAAAUCACAGGCUGUACGCAACCGGCAACACUGGGCCACGAAUUCGGCGGAAUUAUCGAAGAAGUCGGUGAAGACGUCAAGAAUGUUUCACCUGGGCAACGCGCCGUCGUACGUCCGACAAUUUUCGAUGGAACAUGCGCUGCGUGUAAGGAGGGAAAUUACCAUUGCUGUGAAAAUAUUGGAUUCAUCGGACUGAGCGGUUAUGGUGGUGGCAUGGCUAAGAAAAUUGUCGCCCCAGCAGGUCACUUCUAUGCCCUCCCUGAUACCAUCUCCCUUGAGGCUGCUUCUCUCAUCGAGCCCCUCGCCGUAUCUUGGCACGCUGUCAAGUUCUCCCCUUUCAAAGAGAACGACAAUGUCCUCAUCGUCGGUGGGGGGCCGAUAGGGCUUGGCAUUGUUCAGGUCUUGAAGCUGCAAGGCGCAGGACAGAUCAUGGUAGCCGAACCAAUGGAUAACCGCAAGAAAUUUUGCACAGAAUACGGAGCAACGGCAACCCUCGAUCCCAGCGAGGUGGAUGUCACGAAACGAGUUCGAGAGCUGACCGGUGGUGUCGGAGCAGAUGUGGUAUUUGACACAGCUGGCGUGGAGAAAGCGCUCUUGGGGGCGAUCGCCGCUGUUCGCGUUCAGGGGACGAUUGUGAAUCUUGCUGUUUGGGAGGGAAACCCUUCUUUGCCUGUCAACGAUUUCAUGUAUAAGGAGGUACGGUACAUGGGGGCGGCUUUGUACGACGAGCAAUCUUUCUUGGAUGUGAUGCAGGCAUUGAGUACGGGUAAGUACUGUCUUGAUGCGAUGAUGGUGUAUUUAGAUUAUUCUGAUCAGUUACUGGCAGGCCAUUUGCGACCUGAGAAGAUGAUCACUUCUAGGGUUUCGCUGCGCGAUGUGGUAGAUAAAGGCUUUCAGGCACUGCUUGAUCAUCGUGAUGAGCAUUGCAAGAUUAUUGUGGAUGUGCAAGAAUAG
Molecule: messenger RNA, 1038 nt
Organism: Penicillium cosmopolitanum
Lineage: Eukaryota; Fungi; Ascomycota; Eurotiomycetes; Eurotiales; Aspergillaceae
Exons: 3
Coding region: 1-1038 (345 amino acids)
Biological process (GO): butanediol biosynthetic process
Cellular component (GO): cytoplasm
Molecular function (GO): (R,R)-butanediol dehydrogenase activity; zinc ion binding
Source: RefSeq, a predicted model, not a curated record